GUGUCGCAAGCUGAGCUGCCGAGCACAGGAGCCAGCAGGGACGGGCUGGCUUCUGGAGUCUGGACUCCUCCUUCCCGGACGGGACGGAGAGCCGCCGAAUGAGCCCGCAGCGGUUCCGGUGCAGGAGUGAGCUCGGACAUCCGGCGCUGUGGCGACCGGGAAGCGGAGACAGGAGCCCGGUUCUCCGGUCCGCAGGCUGGGGUGACACGCCAGGUGCAGCCAUGGAGUCCAUGCUCAACAAGCUGAAGAGCACCGUCACCAAGGUGACCGCCGAUGUCACCAGCGCGGUGAUGGGGAACCCUGUGACCAGGGAGUUUGAGGUCGGCCGGCACAUUGCCAGCGGCGGACCGGGACUGUCGUGGAGGGUCUACAAUGGCACCAAGAAGUCAACCAAGCAGGAGGUGGCGGUCUUUGUCUUCGACAAGAAGAUAAUAGACAAGUAUCAGAAGUUUGAGAAAGACCAGAUUAUAGACUCGCUGAAGAGAGGAGUCCAGCAGCUGACCCGACUGCGGCACCCCCGCCUCCUCACCGUCCAGCACCCCCUGGAGGAGUCGCGAGAUUGUUUAGCUUUUUGCACAGAACCGGUUUUUGCAAGCUUGUCUAACGUGCUUGGACAGUGGGACAACCUGCCCACCCCGGUGCCUGCAGACAUCAAGGAGUAUAAGCUUUACGACGUUGAAACCAAAUAUGGCCUCUUACAGAUCUCUGAAGGAUUGUCGUUUUUGCACAGUGGGGUGAAAAUGGUUCAUGGAAACCUGACCCCCGAGAAUAUCAUUCUAAACAAGAGCGGAGCCUGGAAAAUUAUGGGUUUCGACUUCAGCAUCUCCUCAUCCAACCCCUCGGAGCAAGAGGCCAAGUACUCCUGCAAGGAGUGGGACCCCAACCUCCCCUCUCUCUGCCUGCCCAACCCUGAGUACCUGGCGCCCGAGUACAUCCUGUCGGUGAGCUGCGACUCGGCCAGCGACAUGUACUCCCUGGGGGUUGUCAUCCACGCCGUCUUCGAUGAAGGAAAGCCCAUCUUCGAAGUGAACAAGCACGACAUCUUCAAAAGCUUCAGCCGCCAGCUGGAUCAGCUGAGCCGCCUGAACCCCAGUGUCCUGGCCCGGAUCCCGGAGGAGGUGCGGGAACACACCAAGAUGCUGCUGAACGUCACCCCGACUGUGAGGCCGGACGCAGACCAGAUGACGAAGGCAAGCAGCGCUCCGUGGCUUCUGUGCGCCGGGCCCGCGAGGGCGUGCGCGUGCCGGUGGUGGCUGUGUGGUGCGGGCGGCCUGGCGCUGGGGGGCGCUGACCUGUUCCGUGUCGUCCAGCGCGUCGUUGUGCACCGCGUCCUGCCGGCCCUGACCUCGGAGUUCGUGAACCCCGACAUGGUGCCCUUCGUGCUGCCCAACGUGCUGCUGAUCGCCGAGCAGUGCACCAAGGAGGAGUACGUGAGGCUGAUCCUGCCAGAGUUGAGCCCCGUGUUCCGGCAGCAGGAGCCUGUGCAGGCUAGCAAUAUGAUUUUGCUCAUCUUCUUGCAAAAAAUGGAUUUACUGCUGACUAAAACCCCGCCUGACGAUAUUAAGAAUAACGUCCUGCCGAUGGUUUACAGAGCCCUGGAAGCUCCCUCCAUCCAGAUCCAGGAGCUCUGCCUGAACAUUAUCCCCACGUUUGCCAACCUGAUUGAUUACCCCUCCAUGAAGAACUCUUUAAUCCCCAGGAUUAAAACCGCCUGUCUGCAGACGUCUUCCCUGGCGGUCCGUGUGAAUUCCCUGGUCUGCCUGGGCAAGAUCCUGGAGUACCUUGAUAAGUGGUACGUGAUAGACGAAAUUCUGCCCUUCCUGCAGCAGAUACCCUCCAGGGAGCCGGCGGUGCUGAUGGGAGUUUUAGGGAUCUACAAGUGCACGUUCUCGCACAAGAAGCUGGGGAUUCCCAAAGAGCAGCUGGCCGGGAAGACGCUGCCCCACCUCAUUCCUCUCAGCAUAGACGGCAACCUCAACCUCAACCAGUUCAAUUCCUUCAUGGCUGUCAUCAAAGACAUGUUGAGUCGCAUGGAGACCGAGCACAAGACCAAACUGGAGCAGCUGCACGUCAUGCAGGAGCACUCGGACGGAAAGGACAGCAGGCCGGCGGCCUCGGCCGCCCCCCCGUCCAGGGUUUCGCUCACGCUGGAGGAGAAGCAGCGACUGGCCAAGGAGCAGGAGCAGGCAGAGAAGCUGAGGAAUCAGUUGCCGCUGGCUCCCAGGAACGUGAAGCCGACAGCGUCUGUGAAACAGGGUGUUUAGCAUGACUGGAAAUGGUCUUGGGCCUCUAGACAUCUGUGGCAGAUUGCAGUGCCUCCCUGUGUCAGGGGCACUCCUGGAGCCUCGAGCCAGGCGUUU
Messenger RNA from Lepisosteus oculatus (spotted gar), 2360 nucleotides. NCBI's taxonomy places the organism in Eukaryota, Metazoa, Chordata, Actinopteri, Semionotiformes, Lepisosteidae. The record is from RefSeq and is a predicted model, not a curated record.